AUGUCCAGCCAGCCGCUCCUCCAGACUGCUCCGGGCAAGCGCAUCGCUCUCCCAACCCGCGUCGAGCCCAAAGUCUUCUUCGCCAAUGAGCGUACCUUCCUCUCGUGGCUCAACUUCACCGUCAUCCUCGGCGGCCUCGCCAUUGGCCUUCUCAACUUCGGUGACAAGGUCGGCAAGAUUAGCGCAGGGCUAUUCACCAUUGUUGCUAUGAUGGCCAUGGUAUACGCGCUGUUCACAUUCCACUGGCGCGCGAAGAGCAUAAGGAUGAGAGGCCAGGGUGGUUUCGACGACAGGCUCGGCCCUACUAUCCUUACGCUGGCGCUGUUCGCCGCUGUCGUUGUGAACUUCGUGCUGAGGUUGACCAUGGCUGAUGGCAAAAAGCACUAG
Messenger RNA from Boeremia exigua, 387 nucleotides. RefSeq lists its product as uncharacterized. The transcript is spliced from 2 exons. The record is from RefSeq and is a predicted model, not a curated record. The coding region runs from base 1 to 387 and encodes 128 amino acids. NCBI's taxonomy places the organism in Eukaryota, Fungi, Ascomycota, Dothideomycetes, Pleosporales, Didymellaceae. Gene Ontology annotation, cellular component: fungal-type vacuole membrane; vacuolar transporter chaperone complex.